AAUGCAAGGUGAAAGCGAUGGAGAUGAUGCAAGUAGUUACAAAUCGUCUUCAUCAAAGAAAAGAAAAAUUUUCGACAGCCCAGGCGAUAAGUAUAAACCAUUUCAAAAGCCUUCUUACACAAGAAAAUAUCCCGAUACUACCUCCAAUGGAGAAUUCAUAGUCUUCGUAGAGCAUUGCAAUAAAGACACCAAAAUAGGGAAUAUGAACCCCCUAAAUUUAUCAAAAAUUUUCAAAAAUGCUAAAGGGGUCCAUGAAAGAUCUAGAAUAAGCGCCCGCAAAAUAAAAAUAAUAUUCAAACAAGCGGCACUAGCAAAUGAUUUCCUCAAUGCCCAAUUUAUACAAGAGAAUAACUUAAGAGCAUAUAUCCCAGCUGCCUCUGUGGAAAGGGUUGGGGUAGUCAGGUACAUUCCUAAAGAAAUUAGCAAUAGGGAGUUAUUUGAAAAAAUAAGUAGUGAUCUUGAUAUUAUUGGUGUACGUAGGUUUAUGAAAAAAGAAAAUAAUACAUUUGUUCCGUUAAAUACUAUUACUGUUACUUUUUCUGGCACUGUAUUACCACAAUGCAUUUUCUUAGAUGGAUGGAGAUAUAAGGUUCAUAAUUAUAUACCUCCAGUUUUACAAUGUUUUAAAUGCUUACUUUUCAAUCACUCUGCAAAAUAUUGUUUUAAUGAACAAGCAUGUUCUAAAUGUGCAGAGAAUCAUUCUUAUAAAGAAUGCACAUCAGAAGUUUUAAAAUGUAAAAACUGUGGAGGUAAUCACCUAGCUAUUUCUAAGGAGUGCCCAAUUAAGGCUUCUAAAAUUAAGAAAAACAUAUCUUUGAGAGUUAAUAAUUCUACUUAUGCAGACAUAACAAAUAAUUUAACAUCUUUCCCUCAUCUUCUUACAAAAGCUAAUCCUCAAAAUGUUAAAAUUGUUCCAGAAAAGAUAUCAGCCCAGGACAUUAUUAAUAAUCAAAAAAUUUUAGAAGCCAUAAUAAGCACUAUUGUAAGUAUAUGA
Molecule: messenger RNA, 994 nt
Organism: Aricia agestis (brown argus)
Lineage: Eukaryota; Metazoa; Arthropoda; Insecta; Lepidoptera; Lycaenidae
Exons: 1
Coding region: 2-994 (330 amino acids)
Source: RefSeq, a predicted model, not a curated record